Messenger RNA from Gadus macrocephalus (Pacific cod), 2186 nucleotides. RefSeq names its product protein tyrosine phosphatase non-receptor type 9a (gene ptpn9a). Lineage: Eukaryota; Metazoa; Chordata; Actinopteri; Gadiformes; Gadidae. Gene Ontology annotation, molecular function: protein tyrosine phosphatase activity. The record is from RefSeq and is a predicted model, not a curated record. Gene Ontology annotation, biological process: protein dephosphorylation. The coding region runs from base 1 to 1566 and encodes 521 amino acids. The transcript is spliced from 12 exons.
AUGACCAGCAAACACAACUACAGGGAGACGCGGCUGAAGGAGGGCAUCGUCCGGCUACAGCCCCAGGAGGAACCCCUGCGCUCCGAGCUCCUCAGCGGGAAGUUCACCGUGCUGAGCGUACGGGACCCGUCGGGAGCCUCCAUCGCCCUGUACACGGCCAAGCUCCACCACCCCAACAAGACGGGGAACCACGUGGUGCUGCAGGCUCUCUUCUACCUGCUGGACCGAGCCGUGGAGAGCUUCGAGACCCAGAGGAACGGCCUGGUGUUCAUCUAUGACAUGGCCGGCUCCAACUAUACAAACUUUGAGCUGGACCUCAGCAAGAAGAUCCUCAAUUUACUGAAGGGGGCGUUCCCGGCUAGGCUAAAGAAGGUUCUGAUCGUUGGCGCCCCCGUGUGGUUCCGUGUGCCCUACAACCUGCUGAGCCUGCUGCUCAAGGAGAAGUUGAGAGAGAGGGUCCAGAUGGUCCGGAUGCCGGAGCUGCGGCAGCACCUCCCCAGGGACUGUCUGCCCCAGCACCUGGGCGGCUUGCUGCCCCUGGACGCCUACAGCUGGAACCAGCAGCUGCUGGCGGGGCAGAACGGCCGCGUGGACCCCGUGGACGAGCUGGUGGGCCUCCCCCUGGACGAGACCUCCGUCCACUGCGCGGCCCCGGGGCCCGACGCCAUGAGGCCCCCGGACCUGCUGGCCCACCUGGGCCGUCUGCAGCGGCUGGGCGUCCACCAGGAGUACGAGGAGAUCCGCAACGACCCCCCGGCCGGCACCUUCCACUGCGCACUAGCUGCCUGCAAUCAGGAGCGGAAUCGCUAUGGCGACGUGCUUUGCCUGGACCAGACCAGAGUGCGUUUACAAGCCCGAAGGAGUGAGAGAUCGGACUACAUCAACGCCAGCUUCAUGGAUGGCUACAAACAGAAGAAUGCAUACAUCGGUACUCAAGGUCCACUAGAAAAGACCUACGGUGAUUUCUGGAGGAUGAUCUGGGAGCAGAAUGUACUCGUCAUCGUCAUGACUACUAGGACGGACGAGGGCGGGCGGCAGAAGUGUGGGCAGUACUGGCCGCUGGAAGAGGGGGGCCAGGAGGUGUACGGCCACAUGGCGGUGGUCAACCAGAGGGUGGACCACCACCCCCACUACAACCACAUCUCCCUGGAGCUGCACAACACCGAGACGUGUGAACAGAGGCAGCUCAGUCACUUCCAGUACCUGAGCUGGCCAGACUACGGGGUGCCCACCUCGGCCGUGACUCUCAUCGACUUCCUGGGGGCCGUGAAGAGGCAGCAGAAGGCCGUGGCGAAGAGUUUGGGCCCCCAGUGGGCCGGACACCCACUGGGGCCCCCCAUGGUGGUCCACUGUAGCGCGGGGAUCGGGAGGACGGGUACGUUCUGUGCCCUGGACAUCUGCCUGUCCCAGCUGCAGGACAUCGGCACGCUCAACGUGCGGCAGACGGUGCGCCGCAUGAGGAGCCAGAGGGCCUUCAGCAUCCAGACCCCAGACCAGUACUUCUUCUGCCACAACGCCAUCCUGGAACACGCCCAGCGGCAAGGCCUGCUGCCGGCCAAUCAGUGAGCCUCUUCUGCCAACCCCCAACCAAUCCCGAGGUUUCCACGCAUCCACUUGGACAAAUUGAUGCAGUCCGUGCUUCUUUUUUUUUUCUUUUUUCUUUUUGGAAGAUAGUUCGACAGCCAGACGAAGAAGGAGGGGAGGGGCGGCGUGAGGGAAUGUAACAUUUAUUUUUGACAUUUACCAAUGUAGCAAGCAACAACUUAGCCGGUCAAUAACAACAAUGUUCAUUCUUUGUUCCGCGUUUCCUGACAAACCAGUUAUUCGUGUGCUGUGGUAGACAAACCGAUCUCCUCUGUUGCAUUCAGGCUGCUCUGAGUGAAGAGUACAGUGCUCAUAGAUGUGUGCUACAGCUUAGUGUUUGGAGCCUACAAUAACCACAUAGUAAGAGUACCAUAGUGCCACCGAGAGAGGAACAACUUUGCCUCUUUCUCUCUCUCUUCCCACUGCAGUUUUUCCAUAAGAGCUGCACGGUUGAUGCUGAUUUUUUAAAGUAAGGAUGAAUGUAUAGUAGGCCCCGCAAGCUAGCUUUGACUCGCACCAAUAGUACUGCUGAAUCCAGUGCUGAAAAAAUGAAUCGGUCCAGCUCACAAUUCCUUACAUCCGAAGAAUCAGUUGAUCCAAGG